AUGUACGUGCAAGGUGGUGUCCCGGUACAAUCUGCUGUUGUAUUGGCGAGAGGGGCAGCUGCGAUGGGAACUGGAGUUGAGCAGCCUGCUUCUCUUCCUAUUGCACCUCAUCAGCAGCCAAGUAUAUCCACACAAGGCACGACGUAUACAGCUCCUUCUAGCUCUCGUCCACAUGAUGAGGCUGCUCUUCCUCAAAACUUGUUCGAUGAACUGCCAGCCGAUGAGCAGGCCCCUCCUUCUCCGCCGAAGCAGCGUACCGCCGAAAACACUGGUCCGUCCCUACCAACUGAAGCUGACCAUCCGCAGCUUUCCCUAGAAAGGCCUUCUUCCCAAGAAGCACCACAAGAUCCCCAGUGUUCAUCGGAAUCAACUGGAUCAGCCGAAUCACAAUCUAUGGUACCUACAGAUCCAACUCAGGAUUCCACACCACCAAAUGUUGGCGAACCUCCUGGAAAGAACUUGAGCGAAGUUCAGGAACCUCAACAACCUUCUCAGGACGAGGGAUCUGGUGUAGUCAACGACCCUACGGUUCAGAACCCAAUGUCACAGGGACAAUCGUCUAGUAAUCACGAGCAACCUGAAGACCAGUCGUCGUCGUUACCAGCCGAUCCUCCUGCGUCUGAUGCCCAAGCACCACAGCCUUCUCAGGCUGGAUUUAGUGCGGAAACCGAACAGCCCAUUCCCAGUACUUCUCAGACGCCUCAACAAAUGGGAACAGCAGUGGAGCAGAGUUUCAAUUCACAUGCAAAACGAGAAGCCACAGAGUCGCCGGCGGCCGGAACUCACGGAAUGCCUGUUUACCAGGCUGUGAAACAAGCUCCCGAAGAGGAGCAAUGGUAUGACGUGGGAAUAAUCAAAGGAACGUCAUGUCUCGUUACGCAUUACUUCUUGCCUGGUGAACAAUCACUCGAAAGCACAUUUGGGGUAAGUUAA
Molecule: messenger RNA, 933 nt
Organism: Cooperia oncophora
Lineage: Eukaryota; Metazoa; Nematoda; Chromadorea; Rhabditida; Trichostrongylidae
Source: the annotation of a GenBank genome assembly